UGGUAGUCUUACAAGAGAGAUAAGACAACCUAAUCAGAGAGAGAUGGGGAGGUCGCCUUGUUGCGACGAGAAUGGUCUAAAGAAAGGACCAUGGACUCCUGAAGAAGAUCAAAAGCUUAUUGAUUACAUUCAUAAACAUGGUCAUGGAAGCUGGAGAGCCCUCCCCAAGCUCGCAGAUUUGAAUAGAUGGUCAGCUAUUGCCACGCAUUUGCAAGGUCGUACAGAUAAUGAGAUCAAAAACUUUUGGAACACACAUCUAAAGAAGAAAUUGAUCCAGAUGGGGAUCGAUCCAGUGACUCAUCAGCCAAGAACCGACCUCUUCGCAAGCUUACCUCAGCUCAUAGCCUUGGCAAAUCUAAAAGACCUGAUCGAACAAACAUCACAAUUUUCAUCCAUUCAAGCGGAAGCAGCCCAACUAGCCAAGCUACAAUAUCUCCAAUGUAUGCUUAAUUCUUCGGCUUCAUUAACCAACAACAACAGCAACAACAAUAGCCCGAGUAGUAUUCUCGAUAUCGAUCAGAACCAUGCCAUGAACCUCUUAAACUCCAUGGUCUCUUGGAACAAAGAUCAAAACCCGACUUUUGAUCCGGUUCUUGAACUCGAGGAUAACAAUCAAAAUCAAGAUUUAUUUCCACUAGGGUCUAUCAUUGAUCCAACCACCCAACCACUCCAACAACCAAAAUACCAUUUAAACAAUAGUCCUAGUCCUAGGGAGCUACCAUCACAAGGUGACCCACUUCUUGAUCAUGUCCCUUUCAGUCUCCAAACACCUUUGAAUAGUGAGGAUCACUUUAUAGAUAAUUUGGUCAAACAUCCAACUGAUCAUGAGCAUGAACAUGAUGAUAAUCCAUCUUCAUGGGUUCUCCCUUCUCUUAUAGACAACAACCCUAAAAAUGUCACGUCUUCUCUUCCACACAACAAUCCGGCCGAUGCAAGUAGCAGCUCAAGCUAUGGAGGUUGUGACGCUGCGUCAUUUUAUUGGCCUGACUUUUGCUUCGACGAAAGCCUCAUGAACGUUAUUUCUUAGUUACUCUUGGUUUAGUGUUUUUUUUUAGAUCUCUAUUAUUAGAGCUCUAACCAUACCCACGUGUAGUCGAGUAUACGUUUCGUCAAGGUGAGUUAUUUUUGUAUACUUUUUUUACUUUUUAUUUGUAAGUAGAAGGUGUGAUCCGUUUGUCCCUUUAUGUUUUGAGUUUUAUGUAAUUAGACAGGAGUCACAUGUAUAUGCUACAAGUAUGGGUGUACGUAUUUUUUAAAUAUAGAAUGUUUCAUUAC
Arabidopsis arenosa is the source of this 1275-nucleotide messenger RNA. NCBI's taxonomy places the organism in Eukaryota, Viridiplantae, Streptophyta, Magnoliopsida, Brassicales, Brassicaceae. The record is from the annotation of a GenBank genome assembly.